CGUUCCUUCAGAAACAUCCUGACUUUGUAACUGAGCUUCGCCGAGCAAUGGCACGUUUCAUGCCGUUCGUUUGUGCACAGUUUUUUUAUUUUUUCACCUCAUUUGUCAACGCGACAAACUGGAUUUGCCCUGCCAGCAAUAGUUUUUGUUACCAGAGAAUCAACGAGCCCCCACAUUCGUGGAACGCAAGCCGAGCUAGAUGUGUCGAAAUUGGAGGAGAUCUUCCAGGAGAAGAUCAUUUGCACGAGUUGGCACGAUUGCGGAUAAACGAAGGCAAACCAUUCUGGACUAGUUUGUGCUUCAGUAAUGGACGUCUGCAGUGGUUGGGAAUCAAGAAUUCAUAUGUUGAAAGAGAUCUGAGUUUUAUUGGCAAUCUGCUCCCUGAAUUAACUCGCCCUGCUGACGGACAAAUGUACUGUUUCGAAACAGGUCGAAAUCCGUUGAAAACCUUCGAGUUGAAACAUAGUCAAGAUUUGGCAAACGCCAUAUGUAUCUCAGACGUGAGAUCCCUUAUUCGUCAACCCACAUUUUCACCACAAAGAGGGCAAAUGUUAUCGGUGUCGGCGGUGACGGAAGGCGCUGACAUCGAUUGGGGGCCCAUCGGGCAAAACCGCGAUGGUUUCAUGAACAUUUUCCCACCCAAAACGACUUCCCUAAAGUUGAAAUGUGACGUCAGGAUUACGAGUGAUGUAGAUAAAUCAGCUGUUACCAUUAGGUGGAUGCGAAAUGGCGGUUAUGCACGCAAUUUCUCACAGGAGUUGGUCAAGUUUGCUUCUGAAGAAGAUCUCAUUCCUUGGAUUGGGUUCAUCACUUGUGAAGCAACAUACCGAAAUCAAGUGGUUACUGGUCGAGGGUUCCACCUGGUUAUGUGGAACACCGUGACCACUCGUCUCGUUUCCACUUGCACAUCCUGUCGAUUACUGAACAUGUUAGACGCAGCAAAAAUUAUUUUGGCGCAGUUUGUCGAAGAGGAAAUCACUCCAGGAGCUGGAAACGCACUCGAAUUCCAUACGGAGCCACCUGUGAUCACAGGUCACUUCAUCUCCUUUAUGAUUCACAUAAAAAACAAAAAAAUCGACAAGUUUGAUUUUAAAAUGGCCCAGAAACUCGGACAGCAUUUCGAACUUUCCCGUUGGGCAAAAAGUCGUUCACUUUUCCUCCCUAAGGGCAACUUCGAUUUGCUUCUCGAUAUCAUUAGCCCAUGUAACAUGGCUUUACCUCAAGAUCGCGGUAACAUUACAUGGACUGGAUAUCUGGGCCAGACCGUACCGUCCGGCAAUUUCAUCGGUGAAUCUAUCUGUGUUGAUAACCAUGGAGACAUCAUCACACGGAGCUGCGGACUUCCCGACUUGCGUCCAAUUCGUUUCCAGAAAUGUUAUGCGAUGAAAAAUAGAAAAGAAGAGCCGCAAUGUUUGCACGGCUUCGAGAAGGCUCUUGACGGGAACUGUUAUCGAAUAACUGAGGUCACAACAUUUGCAUCCGCCGUCUCUAAAUGUUGGGCCGGUUGGCCUCUUCAGCCUGAAAUUUUGCGGCCGAAAACGGUGGACGAUUGGAUCCAGAAUUCACAGGAAGGCACUUAUCGGAUUCAAUCAGCAUCCUUACGACUAGUAUGGCUUCCUUUUCGGCAAUUUAAUAAAGCCAUGCCUCUCCAGUCUCCUAUCUGGAAUUGGAAUAAAGCGAGUGAUCGGUGGAUUCUGCAAGCAAAUGACUGGGAUGUUAGAACGGAAAAUAGAGAAGGUGAUGAAUUAUGUAUGGCUUACGAUUUGACACAUAACCGAAUCAUAACCAAGUCGUGUCAAGAUCGUCUGCCAAUGAUUUGUAAUCGACCAGAGUUGCCUUCGAAUAUCAGUUUCAUAAUCAGCAGUCAAACGGAUCAUGCACGCCAAUACUAUUGCGAGGAGGGAUGGCUCACACAUUUACUCGUUAUCGACGACGGCAUUUGUUAUAAACGUUUCACACUAAAAGAAGCUGUCGAUGCUGAUGAAGCUCAGCAUUUCUGCAUCCAGCAAGGUGGUCAUCUUGCUGUCGCACCUACACAUAACAUGAGAAUAGCCCUAGAACAAGUUUAUGCGAUUUUCAACAAUCAGAGUAUCGUGGAUUCUUGGAUCGGUUUGAGGAAUCGAGGUGAAAAACCAGGAGCAUUCAAAUGGGUCAACGAAACGGCUGGAGUUUCCGGCAGUUCGACAUACAACUGGCAGCCGUUUCAAGAAUUCGGUAGCGGUUACGGUGUUAGUACUGGCAUCACUCGUGCCUGGUGGAAUUGGCCGCGUGACACCAAAAUAUGGGGAGUAUUGUGCCAGAAAACGUUGACCAAUUGGCACACCAAUAUCCAUUUACUUCUUGAACAAUUGUCCAGCAACGAGUAUGCUCUCGUUUUCAACUACAAUUCGGAGGAUUAUCGCCAAGAAAAGAAACGGAGAUACCCGCAAUUGAAGAAGCCAUUCUGGCAAUUUGAAUUCGAUGUUGUCUGUUAUUUCAAUAAUUACGUCAUGCACAUUCGAUUUCCCGUCGGCCGGGAAUAUUAUCGUGUACAUAUUCCCAGUGCAAUGGGAUCAGGUCGGUUAAUUUGCGAGGGGUGGCUAAACGGGCCGGCAAUUCGGUUCCAGUCUAAUGCAGUCAUUCACCGAAAUGAUCAUGAAAUCGAAAGCGAUUACGAUUCGCAUGAAUAUUAUUAA
Daphnia carinata is the source of this 2675-nucleotide messenger RNA. RefSeq lists its product as uncharacterized. The record is from RefSeq and is a predicted model, not a curated record. Bases 48 to 2675 code for a protein of 875 amino acids. The transcript has 10 exons. NCBI's taxonomy places the organism in Eukaryota, Metazoa, Arthropoda, Branchiopoda, Diplostraca, Daphniidae.